Molecule: messenger RNA, 1642 nt
Organism: Chlamydomonas reinhardtii
Lineage: Eukaryota; Viridiplantae; Chlorophyta; Chlorophyceae; Chlamydomonadales; Chlamydomonadaceae
Exons: 8
Coding region: 163-1101 (312 amino acids)
Source: RefSeq, a predicted model, not a curated record
AAGCUUGCCAAAGUAGUUCCUGAACGCAGAAGAUAGUAACAAACAAACAUGCUGGCGCUUCAAUCAACACGGCAUGCACGGCAGUGCCUGGUCUCGCAUAGAUUCUUAGAUGUGAAGCUGCAUAAAGCAUUGCCCUUAGCUCGUCAGAAAUGUCGUUGGCGCAUGAGUAGCUGCACAUCGGCGACGUCAACGCCCGGCGCAUCAUCGCAAGCGGCACCACCAGCCGUUUCGGAUGUAUUUGUGCUUGACUUCGACGGCGUGGUCGUCGACUCGGAGCCUGAGAUCACCGCCUCAGCCUUCGAGGCCGCUGCCAUUCGUUGGCCGGAGCUGUUUGCGCCCGAGGCACUCGGCGCGGAGCGCCGCACCGCGCUGCGCGAGGCGAUGCGGACCGUGCGGCCUGUGCUGGUCAAGGGCUAUGAGAGUAUGGUGAUGCUGAGACUGCUGCUGCGCGAUCCCAACUGUGAGGUGAAGCUGCGCUCCAUACUGAGCGCCUGGAGUGCGGAGCUGCCGCGGGCGCUGGCGGAGUGGGGCGAGAGCGAGGAAGAGCUCAGCAAGCUGUUCGAGGCGGUGCGCAACGAGUGGAUGAACGGUCGCACAGAGUCCUGGAUGGCGCUGCAGGUGCCGUACGAGGGCGUGACGGAGGCGCUGCGCGGCUGCCCCUUCCCCACCUACAUCGCCUCCUCCAAGGCCGCACACCGUGUGGCGGCGCUGUCCACGUCAGUGCUGGGGCUGGAGCUGGCGGCGGACAGCCCGCGCCUGUUCGCAUCGCUGCUGCCGCCCGAGGAGAAGAAGGCGGAGGCGCUCAGCACCAUCGGCUCUCGGCCGCUGUGCUCCGCCCCUGGCACGCGACUUCACUUCGUGGACGACCGACUGGACACGCUGCGGGCAGUGGCGGCGGUGCCGGAGCUGGCGGCGCGCUGGAAGCUGUACCUGGCGGACUGGGGCUACAACACCGCGGAGGAGCGGGCGGCGGCGGCGCGGGAGCCGGGCGUGCGCGUGUUGGGCCUGUCUGAGUUCAACGAGCUGCUGCGGUUUGGGCUGGUCAUGGGCGUGGACGACGGCUGCGAGCCCACCGCGGAGGAGGUGGAGGCGGGCGUGUAGGCCAGGGGCGGUGGGGUGGGGGCGGGGGCAGAGGCGGAGUUGGGGGGCAGGGGGGCCUGGGGGAUGUAGUUACGAGCCCAAACUAGGCCACCUGGUGGGACCAGCGGAGCACAGGCAGAGGCGCGAGAGAUGCAAGCGAUUCUACUUAUGGGGAGGGUUAGGCGCCGGGUGUGCAGCGGGAGGGGUUGUUAGAUACCAGCCCAAAAUAAAGGCGGACUUUGCAUGUGUAUGUGGGUGGGGUAGGCAGUUUAAGUGCGUGCGAGUCGCUGUGCGUUGCUGAGAGUUGAGAGCGUGAGGAAGAGAUGAGAGAGGGAAACUGUGUAUGGGGGCGGCAGCCGGCAUGCAGUUGCGUGUGUGCUGUCAAGUAACUUGUCGGUGGCGGAGUGGCGAACUGACGGCGUAGUGCGCUGCAGCAGGAGCUUUUGAAGCUGGACAGUAAAGUAACUCGAAGAAGCAGGAUUGCCAAAGGGAGCACUGAUACACGCGCGAGGGCACUGUGCCCGAGGCAGACUGCUGAUGCCCGAUGUAAUGCGGACGAUGC